Messenger RNA from Melanotaenia boesemani (Boeseman's rainbowfish), 720 nucleotides. RefSeq lists its product as uncharacterized. NCBI's taxonomy places the organism in Eukaryota, Metazoa, Chordata, Actinopteri, Atheriniformes, Melanotaeniidae. The record is from RefSeq and is a predicted model, not a curated record. The transcript is spliced from 6 exons. Bases 229 to 720 code for a protein of 163 amino acids.
GAUGUGAGGCCUUUCAUGAAUACACUGCAUGUUUAAGGUUGCAUUGACUAGUAACAUUACAGCCUAAUCUCCAAGUUUAGUCUUUAGUGCAGAUGUUUAGCUUUAAAGGGGAACACAAUAUGCAGCCAAAGUUUCUGGGCAGGGACGUGAUGAAAUACAAUCCUCCUUCAGAACACAUGCAGCCAACAGAACAGUGUUUCAGCACGUUUGCCUAGAUGUGCAGCAUCCAUGUUUCUCUACAUGCUAAUCUUCAUGGCGUAUCAUAGCAGCAGAUGGAUACCACGGAAUAAGAGGCUGAAAUUUCAAAUAGUGAAUGCGGUGUUCAUAAUAGUUGUUCUGGCCCCUCAGCUCUACGUCAUGGGAAGGCCUAAAUCCUCAAGAUACUGCAGACAGCCACUUCUGAACAAUUUGUCGACCUCUGUUGCCUUAUCAUUUAUAGCUUCAGGUUUUUCAGUGAUAUUCACUCUACUAGAUCCAGUUCCGCAGAGCUUGUGGGCUGCCUAUAAUGUUUUUGGCCUGCUGUCGUUCGGACACGGGCUGUGCACGGCUAUCCUGACCAUCACAGCUGCUGAAUGUGAUAAAACCACCCCAGAGCUGUACUACAUGUCCCUAACUCUGACAGUCGCCUCUACCUUCAGUACAGGGUUUUUUAUGGUGAGAGGAGGAUUGUGGUUAACCAACAGGCGGCUCGUGACGGAGACAAGCAGAAACACAGAGUGA